GAGUGCCGCCGCCGUCGACUUCUUUUUGAAUUUAGGUACUGUCGUCACUGGCAAAACCUACCCAAGUUUUGGGUAGGAAAACUGGAGAUGUCAAGAAUUUAAAUGUGGGACCUUCUGCAUGCGAAGCAAGCGCCCUAUCACUGAGCCACGGUGCCUGUUCCAGAGACCUUGUCCAGUAUAAGCCAUUACUCAAGGAAAAAUAAACCAUGGCUUGGACUGAGUUCGGUGUCCUUAGUUGGCUCAGAGAGAGUCGACAGUCCCGGAAACUAAUCUUGUUGAUUGUCUUCAUUGCUCUGCUCUUGGACAACAUGCUGCUUACUGUAGUUGUGCCAAUUAUUCCCAGUUAUUUGUACAGCAUCCAACACCAUCAAAAUGCAACAGAAAUACAAACCAUUAGACCAGAUACACCUUCAUUAAACCUAAACAGUUUCCAAAGUAUCUUCUCCUAUUAUGACAAUUCUACAAUGUUUACUGGAAAUCGUUCUGAAGGGACAAGACCAGGAGAUUUUUAUCGUAGUCAGACAGAGCCAAUGGUUGUAAAUAUAACUAAGACAUCACCACCACCACCUGACUGCCCCAAGGAAGACAAAGACUUACUAAAUGAAAAUGUACAAGUUGGUUUGCUGUUUGCUUCCAAAGCAACUGUGCAACUCCUCACAAACCCUUUUAUAGGACCAAUGACAAAUAGAAUAGGCUAUCAGAUUCCCAUGUUUGCUGGCUUCUGCAUCAUGUUUAUUUCAACAAUUAUGUUUGCUUUUUCAGAAAGCUAUACAUUACUGUUUAUAGCAAGGUCACUCCAAGGAGUAGGUUCUUCUUGUUCUUCUGUAGCUGGGAUGGGUAUGCUGGCCAGCGUGUAUACAGAUGAUCAAGAAAGAGGCAAUGCAAUGGGGAUUGCCCUGGGAGGCAUGGCUAUGGGAGUAUUAGUGGGCCCACCUUUUGGAAGUGUGAUGUAUGAAUUUGUUGGGAAGGCCGCACCUUUCCUGGUGUUAGCAGCAUUAGCUCUUUUUGACGGAGCAAUACAGUUGCUAAUUCUACAGCCUUCUAGGAUUCAGCCAGAGAGUCAGAAAGGAGCAUCACUGCUGACACUCUUGAGGGAUCCUUACAUCCUUACUGCUGCAGGAUCAAUAUGUUUUUCAAAUAUGGCAAUUGCUAUGCUGGAACCAGCGCUGCCUAUCUGGAUGAUGGAGACAAUGUGUUCAAGAAAAUGGCAACUCGGUGUUGCUUUCAUUCCAGCCAGUGUCUCUUAUCUGAUUGGAACUAAUAUUUUUGGGGUUCUUGCACACAAAAUGGGACGGUGGCUUUGUGCACUAACUGGGAUGGCAAUAGUGGGAAUAAGCAUUUUGUGUGUACCACUUGCUAAAAACAUAUAUGGACUCAUAGCACCGAAUUUUGGGGUUGGCUUUGCCAUUGGAAUGGUUGAUUCUUCAAUGAUGCCUAUUAUGGGAUAUCUUGUUGAUCUGCGCCAUGUUUCAGUCUAUGGGAGUGUUUAUGCAAUUGCAGAUGUUGCAUUUUGCAUGGGAUUUGCUUUAGGUCCAUCUGUUGGUGGUGCCAUUGCAAAGGCCAUCGGGUUCCCAUGGCUCAUGACCAUUAUAGGAAUUAUUGACAUCCUCUUUGCUCCCCUGUGCUUGUUUCUGCGCAGUCCACCUGCCAGGGAAGAAAAAAUGGCAAUACUUAUGGACCACAACUACCACUUUAAAACCAAAAUGUAUACACAGAACAACAUCCGGUCACAUCCAGUAGGUGAUGAAGAAGAAUCAGAAAGUGAUGAGUAAUGUAUAAACGCCGCCUCAAGUAGUAUGUUGUGUAAAACAGUGUUUCCUGUGAAACAGCCCAUCAAAACAUUUUAGUUGCAUUGUCCUUUUAAUAGUGAAAUAGUUCCGAGAAACCAAAGGUAUAUUUAUGUAUUGCCCAUGAUUAUGAAGCACUGCCUUAUAAAAGAAAGAAAACAGAUUUUUAUAGGAGUUUGUUAUAGUGUUGAAUCUUUGUGUAUUUAAUAUUAUGCACUAUAUUUUUGAUUAAAUAAGUAGAGUACAUGUGUAAAUCUAAGUGCAGUUCUAUGCUUUUGAAAUGGUAAUUUGCAACCACUUUCCUUACUAUUCCAGAUUUUUAAUUUACAUGAUCAGAAAUGAGUGCCUGAAAGUAAAAAUAAUAACUAUAAAACAUUGUCAAUAUUUUUGCUUGAAAUGCCAAACUUGAUUUAUCAAAGAUGUAUCUUUCAGUAAACAAAAUUUACCCAAUAUUAAGAGAAAAUACUUUAUUGUAGGAUGUGGUAUUUGUGAAGAAAAACUUUGACAGAAUUAUUGGCUCAUAUUUUAGCUGGCACUAGUACAAAUACUUAUAAACAGAGGACAGGCAUUACCCUUCAAAAUGCUAUCUGCUUUAUUCAGUUAACCCAUAUCAGCUCUUGUUUGAGCAUUGCUGAUUAAAGCUUUUACCUUCAAAUUCUGAUGUACAGUCCAUCAUGUGAUGAUUCAGCUUCCAAGGAGGUGUUACUGGAGCUGCAAGCCAUGCAUUAAAGCUACAUUUUGUAGGAGAAAUCAGAUGCUUUGCUUUACACCCUUUUUUGGACACAUGGGAACAAAUACUCCCCUAAAUGGAGUUAAGACUAUUCAAAUAUGCUAGAACCAGAUUGGCCAAAGUUUGAGCCUCUUCACAUAGAUUUUAAAAGAAAUUAGAACAGGAACUCAGAAGCUUUAUUUUGAAAUUUUAUUUUUGGCCCAUCUGAUUUAUUUUUAAUGUUCAAGUCACAAAUCAUUUUAACAUCUCCUAAUAGCUUUUGCAUUUCUACACAAAAUACUAUUCAUUUGAGGUUUACCCAUUAAGUUCUGCUCUCAGGCACAAGCUGCUUGGUUCAUUUACUGGCCCAUCCCAGAAGGGAUCCCUGUCCUUGGGCAAUGGUUAUGCUUACUGAAUGUUGAAAUUCUAAACAACUGAUGAUCUCCCUUCUAGAGAGAAAGAAAAUGCAGGAUGGCGGUUUGGAGAGGGCUGUGUAGAUUGCUUGAUGGGAGGCAUGCAUCCUGCCCCUUCACUAUUGUAACUAAAUGGGCAACUCUGCAACUUGCUGAGCUCUUUGGCAGUGUUUGCCUAUGGUGGGGAGCUGAAAACAAAAAUCUAAAUAUUUUAGAAGCUAGACCACAUGUAAAGAUCAAGUAUUUAUGUAGUGUUGUGUAUAUGUCACUUUGCUUGAAAAAACUGAUCUCUGUGCCUUCUUUCAUGUAUCAGCAGAUGGUUUCUGUUUUAAACCAGAUGCCUGUUUACAUAGUUUUGUAAAGUGUGGGCUGGAUCCAGAUCUAGGCUGGUAAAGCAAACAUUCUUGUUCCCUCCUUCAUACAGCAGUACCUCAGGCCCCCAAAAAUGCUACAUAUAAGGGUCAGGGGAUUCUGCUGAACAGGGUAAGCUCCAGUACAUAGGAGAGGGAAAGAGCCCUGAAAAUUGAUCCAAGUCAAUCGGAUCCUUUUUAUUUAUGGAAGACAAGAUUCUGGUUCCAGCCCAAUAUAUAUUUAUUUUGGUAAAGGUAUGAAAUGCUGUAGAUAAACUGUUCUUGUUCUGUUAAUAAUUAUACAGAAAAAUAGGAACUGGAAUGUCAUUACAUCUCGAAUAAAAGGUAACAAUUUGA
Varanus komodoensis (Komodo dragon) is the source of this 3616-nucleotide messenger RNA. RefSeq names its product solute carrier family 18 member A2 (gene SLC18A2). The record is from RefSeq and is a predicted model, not a curated record. NCBI's taxonomy places the organism in Eukaryota, Metazoa, Chordata, Lepidosauria, Squamata, Varanidae. Bases 207 to 1772 code for a protein of 521 amino acids. Gene Ontology annotation, molecular function: xenobiotic transmembrane transporter activity; serotonin:sodium:chloride symporter activity. Gene Ontology annotation, cellular component: terminal bouton; synaptic vesicle membrane. Gene Ontology annotation, biological process: xenobiotic transport; aminergic neurotransmitter loading into synaptic vesicle; transmembrane transport. The transcript has 17 exons.